AUGCUCUGCAAGUCGGGCGGCAAGAGGGGGAGCUACGUGCGGACCUAUCUCCCCGUGCCGUUCGACGAGGCUAAGGCAGCCAACUAUAAGAUCCACUGCAACUUCUACGCCAAGUCGGGCGCGGACGGCGACUACACCUUCAAGUACAACGUCGACGAUUCCGCCCCGUACCACAUGGAGUCGGUGCUCGGCCUCCUCGACCUCAACCUCCCCACCGACGAAGGAGUGUCUACGUGCCGCGCGAUCAACAGGCCGGCUGGAAGCUGGCGGCUCUCUGGCGCGAAGAAGCGCGCCCUGACGGUGACGCUCACACGCAAGGGCGGGACGCUUGGAAUCUCUGUCGACCCCAACAACCACCAAAUCACCAACGUGGUCGAGGGUGGCGCUGGCGACACCGCCGGGCUUUGCGUGGGCGACUUCAUCGCCGAGGUCAACGGCAAGUCGACGACCGGCGGCUCCUUUGGCAAGCUGCUGCCUGCUGCAGCGACGGCGGAGAUUAGGCUGCGGCUCAUCCGAGUGCAGGCUGCCAUGAUCGGCAAGAAAGUCUCCGCGCUAAAGGCGGCGACCAAGGCCGUACACUCCCUGACCAAGAAGGCGAAGCAAGCGAUGCAGUCGCCCGAGGCGGUCGCGGCCGAGAUGCAGGUCGACAUAGACGAGCUCGGAUCUGGUGCGCCGGUCAGCCGCCACCACUGUCGCUGGUGCGGCGACGUGUACUGCGCGACCCACUCCUCAGAGCGUCGGAGGGUGCGCAACGGAGAGGUCGAGAAGGUGUGCGACUUGUGCGCCAUUCUGCUCGGCGGCGUGAAGGAGAUCAGUAACCGAGAAGCAGCCGGAUCCCCUGCCCGAGUUCCAGAUCCCCUGCCCGAUCCCCUGAACGAACCAAUCAGAGAGGUGAACUGUGUAUGCGAGAUGGACUUGCACCGCGCCACUCAGGACGGCGACCCGUCCCGGAUCGACCCGUUCGUCAUGCUCAGCACCGAGUGCGCUCCCCUUCUCAGCCCUGAGCUCGGCUGCCGCGCUGCCAUCGCCCUCCUCUCGCUGCUUGCGGCGAGUCACCUGUGGAAGGUGCUCCUCUGGGCGGUCGCUUCGGCCAGCAUCAACGCUGCCGCCAUCCUCGCGCUCCUCACGCCAACCUCGCGCGAGCAGCUGCACGAGCAGGCGCCAUGCGCCUCCUCACUGAGCCCCCUCGUGGACUGGGCACGUGUGGUCCUCGCCGGCGGCGACGCCUGCCUCGCCGCCCUCUGCCUCGGUCUCGCGAUGCGGCUCCUACAUGCACAUCCGCCGUCGGCCCUCGACGGGCUGUGCGCGCUGGGGGACGCGGGCUGCCUCGCCUACACAGCCACUCAAAACACGCGCCAGUUGCUUCUCCUCGCGCGCGCCCGCGCCCAGCGAGGCAACUAUGUGGAACUCACAGAGCUAGAGUGAAGCCGGCGCCCAGUGGCACGUUGGAACGUGUGGAACGGCCCGACGUUGUCAUGCGAUUCUUUAUGCUGAGUA
This is a messenger RNA of Emiliania huxleyi CCMP1516, 1497 nucleotides long. RefSeq lists its product as hypothetical. The record is from RefSeq and is a predicted model, not a curated record. The transcript has 11 exons. Bases 1 to 1425 code for a protein of 474 amino acids. Gene Ontology annotation, molecular function: metal ion binding; protein binding. NCBI's taxonomy places the organism in Eukaryota, Haptophyta, Isochrysidales, Noelaerhabdaceae.